Molecule: messenger RNA, 774 nt
Organism: Porites evermanni
Lineage: Eukaryota; Metazoa; Cnidaria; Anthozoa; Scleractinia; Poritidae
Source: the annotation of a GenBank genome assembly
AUGACUACACAGCAAUUUGGCACUUUGGAACCGUUCGAUGGAGUUGACUUUACGGAUUACAGUGAACGCUUGAAUACCUACUUCAUCGCACAUAACAUCGGUCAAGUUGCAGCUGACGCCAGCGAAGCAGCUAAACGAGAGGCAGACAAGAAAAAGGUCGCCGUUACAAUCUCCUUGAUCGGUAAAACCGCUUACAGUACGUUUAAAGAUCUCUGUCUUCCUGAUUUCCCCGCUGAUAAAACUUACGACCAGCUUACACAAAUUCUGAAAGACUACUACAAACCUAAGGUACUUGAAGUUGCCGAGACCUACCGCUUCCAUCACAUUGUACAAAGUGAAACUGAAAGCGUAGUGGAGUAUGUAAACAAGCUAAAACUCUUAGCUGUGAACUGCAAUUUUGGUCCUUACCUUACAAGAGCCCUCAGAGAUCAAUUUGUUGGGGGAGUGAGAAGUCAGACUACUAAAAAGAAACUACUUUCAGAAGAUAGGACAUUCGAUCAAGCUCUCAAGGUUGUUCAGGCCGAUGAACUGGCUGAGAAGGAAUCUAAGUUACUCUAGGGCAACUCCGAGACUUCCAGUGCUGGAAUUCUGCCUGUAAAUACUGUUCACAAGAAAUCUUUUCCUGCUCAAGAAAGCCAAAGGCAAACAGUUCCUAAGUCAAAAAUGGGAGGAAAGCAGUGUUUUCGGUGUGGCUCUCCACAACAUUUGGCUGACAAGUGCAGUCAUGUCGAAUCUACAUGUAAUUACUGUGGGAAAGCCUGGGCAUUUCGCUAA